AACUAAAAGUAGUUGGUUGGAGCCACCAACACCUUCCCUAGUUUUCUCCUACUCGUUACCCUCUUUGAUUUCUUUCUUCCUGUUUCCAGAAUUUUCUUCUUUUUGGCUUUUGCUUUGAUGGUUCCUCUAAAUGGGUUUCCAACAUAGAAAGUUAACUUCUGGUUGUACCAAUGAAACCUCAACAACUAACUGCGAUUUUUGUUACGACUACUGUCGUGCAGUAUGUUAUGAGUUUUGCCCUGGUUUUUGCUCUUUUGAGCCUGACCCAUCUUAUGUUCAUCAAUACCCUCCUCCUCCUCCUCCGACUCCUCUUUCUGAUUCAAAGAAACUGAAAACGUUCGUGAUCAUAACUUCAACGCUCCUUGUCUCCACUUUUCUGGCUCUAUGCUGUUUAGUUUACUACGCUAGAAGACGUUCUAAUGCUCGGAGGAGGAGAUCAUUGGAGGCGGGCCGCGACGAAUUCGUGGAUGAAGAUCAUGGUCCCAUCGUUGACCAUCCCAUCUGGUACAUCAACACGGUUGGUUUGCAAUCCUCCAUCAUCCGUUCCAUCGCGGUUUGUAAGUAUAAGAGAGGAGAGGGUCUUGUUGAAAGGACGGAGUGUUGUGUUUGCUUGAACGAGUUCCAAGAGGACGAGACUCUUAGACUGUUGCCUAACUGUAGCCAUGCUUUUCACAUAUCUUGUAUUGAUAAUUGGCUUAGAUCGCACACUAACUGUCCUAUGAGCCGAGCACCGAUUGUUUCCAACGCCGGUAAUAGGGGACCAUCGUCUUCGUCUGAAGACUCCGGAGGAGCUGAAGAAACCCAAGUGGUGGCUGUGGAAGAAUCUGAGAGAGGAACUGACGGUGGAACAAGUGAAAUAGAGGAAAUGGCUGUUGAAAAUGAAGGAACAGAGGAUGGGAUUCAACCUAUGAGAAGACCAGUUUCUUUGGAUUCCAUGGCAGCUUCUCAAAUCAGCCAUGGUCUUGUUAAUGGUAAUGGUAAUUCAGAUAAUGAAUUGGGUAAGGGAAACAAGUGAG
Molecule: messenger RNA, 1016 nt
Organism: Hibiscus syriacus
Lineage: Eukaryota; Viridiplantae; Streptophyta; Magnoliopsida; Malvales; Malvaceae
Product: RING-H2 finger protein ATL54-like
Exons: 1
Coding region: 131-1015 (294 amino acids)
Biological process (GO): protein ubiquitination
Source: RefSeq, a predicted model, not a curated record